AUGCACACGCUCUCGCAGCCCGUGCGGAUACCCUCCAGCCAAGGUUUGCGCGGCAGCUUCGACAGCACGGGGCGCUCGCUCGCGCGCUCCCCGCUCGACAACCCCGCCGCGCGGGCCUCGCAGUCCUCCGCGCAGCAGCUCCUCACGUCGGACGUCAUCGGCACAGAUGGCGGGUCCAUGAACGCGGCGUCCUCGAUGGGCGGCCGGAGGAUCAGCGGGGGGCCGUCGUCGAGGAGCGCAGGGCGGCACGCGAGACUCGCAACGUCGCCGCACUUCGUGCAGCAGAUCGGAUUCGACGACGAGACCGUCGCCGCGCAGCAGCGGCCCGUGGGCUCCGUGACGCCCGUGCGGCGGCGCUACUCGAGGGACUCCGUCGGCAGCGUAGGCGCGUCGACCUCCGCCGCAAAGCCGCCCCGCCCAGCGCUGCCGCUCGCCAAGGCGCCCGCGACCAUCGCGGACCCCGUGCCGUCGCACGAGCUCCUGCGCAUCACCGUCGUCAGCGAGGGCGAGGGCGAGGACGGCAGCGGCGUGCUCGGGAACUCCGCCCACGGCCCCGCGGACGCCGCGUCGGCGCCGCCGGACCUCGCGCCCGCGCCCGCCCGCCCCGCCGGCGGCAGCGGCGCCGCGGCCGCGAUGGCCGCGAUCAUGGCGCUCGGCGAGAGCCGCCACCCGGUCCUCGCGACGCAGUCCGUCCGGCAGGCCUUCCAGGCCGUGGUCAGUGCCGCGUCGACAACGGACGUCUCUUCCGCGGCGAGCACGGGCCUCGACGUCGCGUGCAUCCUCGCGGACCUCGGCCUGCCCGAACACAUCAUCGUCGCGGGCGUCCUCGCGGCCGCCGAGCUCCCCGCGGACAUCGCCCGCGACAGGCUGCCGGCCAGCAUCAGCCGUCUCGCGGUGCCGAUCGCGGUCGGCGCGCGCAAGAUGGGCGCCGUGCUCGACCUGGCCGGCAAGCCGCUCGAGGCCAUGUCCGCGGGCGAGGUCGACGACUUCCGCGCGAUGCUGCUGUCGAUGGCGGACGUGCGCGCGCUCACCGUGCGGCUGUCGCUGUCGCUGUGCGAGCUGCGCCACGCGGCCGCGGCGGCCGCGGCGGGCGACCCCGAGGCGCGCGAGGCCGCGGAGGCCAUGGCGCGCGGCGUCGACGCGGCGCUCGUGCCGCUCGCGUCGCGCCUCGGCCUCUCGUCGCUCAAAGCACAGCUCGAGGAUCUGUGCUUCGAGGUCCUGCGCCCCAGCGAGCACGCGUGGAUCGUGCGCGAGCUCGCGGCGCUCGAGUCGGCGGGCGGCGCGACGGACGACGUGCAGGGCGUGCUCGACGAGCUCCAGGGCGCGCUCGGGGCCGGCGCCGGCGCCGACGGCGACGGCGUGCAGGUGGUGGAGCUCACCGGGCGCGCCAAGUCGCUCGCGGGGAUCCACCGGAAGCUCGUCAAGAUGGGCGCGGGCGCGAGCGUGUCGGACGUGCACGACGCGCGCGCGGUGCGCAUCGUCGUCGGAACCAAGGUCGACUGCUACCGCGCACUGCGGCAGGUCGAGCGCAUGUUCGCCACGGUGCCGGGGCGCACGAAGGACUACAUCCGCGCGCCGAAGGCGAACGGAUACCGCUCGCUGCACACGGUGAUCGAGACGCCCGGCGGCGUUCCGCUCGAGAUCCAGAUCCGCACGCGCGACAUGCAUCUCGUGGCGGAGUACGGGGUGGCGGCGCACUGGCGGUACAAGGAGGGGCUGGCGCGGGACGAGGCCGGCGCGCACGUGGAGAGCCUUGUCGGGUUCUCGCGGUACCUCCUGACGUGGGAGUACCACCUCCGGGACGGCGGCAAGCACCGCCCGAGCGGGGGGAGUGCGGGGGGGGCUCCCGCGUCGGACGGCGCGGGGCCGUGCGCGUCCGCGGCGUGCGGACCGCACCUCGAGUGCGUGUUCCCGCACCACGGCGAGCGCUGCAACUUCCGCGACGAGCGCUUCUGCGGCCACCUGUCGGACCUGCGCGAGCACGCGGCGGGUCGCUCCGGGCCCGUGAUGUUCGUCGCCGUCGACCCGGCGAACCCCGCGAGCAUGUCGAUCUGCCGCGCGCAGCCCCGCGCGUCCGUCGCGGACGCCCUCGCGGCCUCGAACGCCCCCGCGGCGCUGCGCGAAGCGCAGGCGCUCGUCGUGAACGGCGCCCUGUGCGUCGACCCGGCGGCGGCGACGAUCGGCCCCGGCGACGUCGUCGAGGUCGCGCCCGAGGGCGCCGUGGUCGGCAUCCCGCACGACGGCGGGUUCGCGGUCCGGCAGGACCCCGGCGCGGAGUGGCACCCCCACUCCAGCACGGCGUCGAUCCCGGUGAGCGAGGCGGCGGCUGCGGGGCUCGUGGGCGGCGUGGGGCGUGCGCGGCGCGAGGCGUCGUUCGCGGACCUGCCGCUGUCGUUCAGCCAGCGCAGCUUGGGGGGCUUCGGGGCGUUUUGCGUCGACUCCCCCUCGGCGCUUGUCGACAGGGACCCGCUGCUGCGGGACCGCCCGAACGUGCGUCCGCCGCCGACGAUCGAUUCCUCGGUGCCGCUCGGGAGCGCGGACCGCGGGAUGCCGCCGCGACCGCGGCAGUGCUCGAGCGGGGGACUCUCCCUGUCGCUGUCGGGCGGGGGCGCGCCCCCGCCGCCCGCGGUCGUCGUCGGCAGCCUCGGCGGCGACGGCGACGCGCAGGGCCCCGCGCGCACGAGCCUCGGCAGCUUCGGCAGCCGCGGCGGCGCCGUCGACCACACCAACGGCCCGCACAGCCCCACGGCGGGGGGCAAGAUGGAACCGCAGACGGUCAUCAUGGGCUUCACGUGCGGCGCCGGGACGACGGACGACGUCACGGAGGCGCUCGAGGGCCUCCUGGGCGCGUCCGUGGCGGAGCGCGAGCCCGCGCACGUCGACGCGUGA
This is a messenger RNA of Pedinophyceae sp. YPF-701, 2889 nucleotides long. The record is from the annotation of a GenBank genome assembly. Lineage: Eukaryota; Viridiplantae; Chlorophyta; Pedinophyceae.